AUACCAUAUUUCACGAAUAAAUAUAAACAUCUGCUAACAACACCGACACCAUAAUCUCUGAUAAUGUAACUUACUGGAAUCUUUAAAGUUGGUACUAUAUUCUAGUCAUUGCUUUGACAGUUGUGUAAAUAUGACAAUGAAAACUACGUGCAAUUAAUAGUGGAAUUUCUACAACUGUAUGCCAUAUACUCGAUCAGUCAUGGAGCUUAUAGUUUUCCCAGGACUAUUAGAUUAGUCUUCAGAGCUAUCUUAAUCCCAGAUUACAGUUAAAAGAACACAACGUUAAUAAAGCCUGCAUCACCACUUCCAAAGGGCAAUUUGGUAAUGUUUUGUUAUUACCUUUUUCUAAUGCGUUUUCCAAUUUUUUUUUUGUUACCAAGUAAGUUUUAUACCUGGAUGCUGGCUGCUGUUUUUUUCUUUUUUAAGUUUCUCUGCCUACUGUGACGGUUCGGUUCGUGUUGCUAGACUAGAUGGGAAAUUGUUAUACAUGUCCACACAGUCAUGUACUUGUGAAACGACUUGAGGUUUAGCAGUCUUAGGGUCUUUUCUCUGGAUUUUGUUUUCGUCUUACUUAGCUUUGGUUUUCGCGUAUUGACCACUUUCCGUGUUUAGUAUGACGGUGACUCGCAACAAACCCUGAGCAUUCAGCAUCAACCCAAUGACAGGCCUUACCAUUCGUCGAGUGGCUGCGACAUAGGCUAAACCACAGCCCUCGUGUACACAGAACAACAACAACGCUCCUGUUACAAACGAGGUUAACGGAAGAUGCUUGAAGAGUGAAACGAAUCAAUGGUUUCGAUUUGCCGGAUACCGUCACCUGCUUUCAACACCCUCAUUAAAACAUUUGUCAAACAAGACAUUAACUGUGGUACAUGUACUAAAAUUCUGUUACUAAAGACGUUCUGCCUGAUGUCAUCUUCACCGCCAGCGGAAUCACCAUCAUUGUCGGCAGAAUGCAUAGUCAAGGGACCAGAAUCACCGGUGAAGAAGGAUGAAACAGAUGAUGGGCCGAGUAAAAAGAAGAGUGAGCCUCAGUGCAACUUGUCAAAGCGAGCUAAAAGAAGAAUGGCAAAGAUAGAAAUGAUGGAGAAGAACAAGAACCAUAAGGAACAGAAAAGAUUGAGGAAACUAGCGGAUCCUAAUGCUGACUUAAAUGCUGGGUUCAGUCAAGACAUCUUUGGCGAAACUGAUUAUUAUUUUGAAAAUGGUCUUAGGAAAGUUUACCCUUACUACUACACGUUUACUGCUUUUGCAAAGCGACGUUGGGUAGGUCGAUCUUUACUGGAGGUGACCUCUGCUGAGUUUCGGGCUGAAAACGAGGAUUACUAUAGAAGGGCAAUUGAGAGUGGAGCUAUGACUGUGAACGGAGAAAUUGUGAACCUGGAUUAUAAGCUGAAGGACAAUGACCUCGUCCAAAACACCAUUCACAGACACGAGAACCCAGUGUGUGAUCAGACCUUUGAGGUACUGCAUGAAGACAAGGAUGUGGUGGUGAUCAACAAGCCCUCGUCUAUCCCCUGUCACCCCUGUGGCAGGUACAGGUUCAACUCGGCUGUCUUCAUCUUGGGCAAAGAGAUGAAGCAAAGCAACCUCAGGAAUAUUUAUCGCUUGGACCGCCUGACCUCUGGUGUAAUGGUGUGUGGGAAAACAGCUAAACGAACAUUAGAGCUGGAGAGGCAUGUGAGGAACAGAGAAGUGGAGAAGGAGUAUGUGUGUCGUGUAGUAGGAGAAUUCCCUGAUGGCCGUAUCAGUGUUGAUCAGCCAAUUGAUUGUCUGUCCAACCGGGUAUCAGUGUGGAAAGUUUCAGCCAAUGGAAAGGCAAGCCAGACUUUCUUUGAGAAGAUGAGUUACAAUGGCAAGACCAGUGUUGUUAAGUGUUUCCCCAAAACUGGCAGAACACACCAGAUCCGAGUCCAUCUGCAGUAUUUGGGUUUUCCGAUCGUGAAUGACCCAAUUUACAACAGUGAAGCAUUUGGACCGUUGAGAGGGAAAGGUGGGGAUUAUGGGAAAUCUGAAGCCGAGGUGAUUCAAGCAAUAGAAAAGGAGCACAAUGUAGGAGAGUGGGAAGAAGGGGAAAAUCCUUUGUUUGCAGAGAAAAUGAGGCAGCCAGAAGAGAUAAAAUCAGAGGGCGCUUGUGUAGAUGGCACGAGCAGUCAAGAUAUGGAUCAACGUGAUGACGCAAAGGUUGAAGGUCAGGGUGAAGAAGAGAUCAGUGGAGGCGUGGGAGGGAAAAGUGAAGAUGAGCCCACAGCUAAGCGUUUGAAAAUGACGGAUACAGUCGGUGUUGUCCGUCAGGGGUUUGAUUUGGAGAAGUGGAAACCAGACAUAAAUUGCCAGGCAUGUCGCAGGAAAUACCGAGAUCCCAGUCCCAGUGACCUCAUCAUGUACCUCCAUGCACUCAGAUAUAAGGGACCAGAUUGGGAUUAUCAGACAGCGUUACCAGACUGGGCCAAAGAGGACUUUGUGAAGACAGAACCUAGCUGAUAGUUUUAUCUAUUUACAGCACUAUUAGCUUGGUGAUAGCAGUUGGAAGUAGGGUUUGCACACAUUCUUAAAAGUUCUUGAGUAUGAUGCAUUAAAUUCAAGACCAUUGAAUUGACGGUAUUUUUAAUUUUAUUUUGUGACUUCUUGAAAAGCCUGUAAUGAGAAUUCAAGAAAAUUAAGCUAGUUUGUUCUGGAAUUCAGACAGCAUAUUGUGUACUUUUAUAUAAUGCUUGUAUUCAAAAGUGUUUUUGAUAAUUCAAUACCUUACACAUCAGACAUAAAGAGAAAUCAUAUCAAAACUCAGGACUUUAUAAAAUUCACAAGGGUAAUUGAGGGUUCUUGAAUUUAAAUCACAAGUCCAUGGAAUAACUAAAACAUCAGAUGUCUGCUUGCUUCCUCUCCGGCUGCAUGUGGGAAGGUGUAGCAGCAACUUGUGGAUGGUGUUGGAUUUCCCGCCAGGUUCAGCUUGGUUUCCUCCCACCACAAUACUGGCCACUGUCGUGUAAGUGAAAUAUUCUUGAGUAGGGUGUAAAACACCCAUCAAAUAAAUAAAUAAAUGAGAUGUUCUGUAUAUGUAAGCCUUGUGAACCCUGUGGAAAGUACAUGUGACAGUCAGCUACACAUUGUAGCCAUGCAUGUACAGCUUUGAGUAUUUCUGUAUUUGUAAAGAUAUAUAUGUAUAUACAGAGGUACAUAGUGAGUCAUGAAUUGUGUAAGUUAGCCAGAAGAGUGAGAUCAUGUGAUCACCCUUGCAAGGACAAAAACAAAAUGGCCACCUCACAUUGAAGCUUUGGUAGAAAAAUCCUGAAAAUUAUUCUGAUUGAACACUGAUAGCGAUGCAAAAAUAGGCAUUUUACUAUGCUAUCACACUAGAGGGACAAUUUCUUUCCCGCUCGACGCCCAUUACCUAGGCGGUCUGGCUUCAACAUGUUCAACUAGAAUCCAUGUGAAAUUUGUAGUUUGUACUACAACUGAUAAUAAAUAUUUGAUCAGAUUUA
Molecule: messenger RNA, 3482 nt
Organism: Liolophura sinensis
Lineage: Eukaryota; Metazoa; Mollusca; Polyplacophora; Chitonida; Chitonidae
Product: pseudouridylate synthase RPUSD2-like
Exons: 11
Coding region: 790-2484 (564 amino acids)
Biological process (GO): enzyme-directed rRNA pseudouridine synthesis
Molecular function (GO): RNA binding; pseudouridine synthase activity
Source: RefSeq, a predicted model, not a curated record